UUCUAAGAAGGAGAAGCUUAAGGGAGGAUUAGAGCCCAGUGGACCAGCUGGCCGCCGAAUUCAUCCCCAAAAUAUUUCAGGAAUGUUGAUAUCCUCUCUCGUGUAGGUUGAUGGUGGAACCUGAUGGAGGCGCUGUUCCAUACCGAAACCAUCCAACAGGUUGCUAGGUAAAGAGCUGUGGAAGCAGUGCAGUCAAACACACAGCUCCAGCAGGUUCUAAGAGGAAGGAGAAGCAGGUGUUUGUGGACAUCUAUCUCAUCUACACGGAACGAUUCAGCUCAAUUCAAUCCGUGCGUCACGCGUAAUUACGCACGGCUAUGCGUAAAAGUUAUAUUUUUUGGACUCUUAUUGCACAUCCAGUUUUGAGGAUUUUUUUUUUUUUUUUUUAAUGACAACAGAAGAAACCCGGGUCUGUUCUACUCCAGGAUUCUAAACAGCGCUUUUCAUCGAGUUUAUACAAAGGGCUGUCUGUGUGCAGUCUGUGCUGCAGGUAGAUAACUGCGCUCAGUUUCUUUUUUUUUCAUCCACAAGGUGAAGCGGAAGCAAUGUUUCUUGGGGAAUUAACCACCUCGAUGUUUCCCGUUUUGGCUUGAUCACCUUCACAGCCUGAUAAAGGGUGUUAAACCCAAACACUGAGAGCUGGAUCUGAUGAAAUGGAUCGGAGCUGAUGCCCACAAGUCCCAGUCCGCCCCCCCUUGGACCCCUUGGACCCCUUUGGUCACAGGUAGAGAGAUGGCAGCGGUUGCGGAUGUGCUGCCUGUACCUGGAUUUGUGGUUGGGAGUGUUUUACUGCUGGUGCUGAUCAGUGAUCCAGUGUGGGGGAAUUACACACUUCCAAGAGACAUCCGGUCUAAAAAUGACACUGGUCCUGACAUCGCAGCCAUCGUGGCCCCUACGGUCACCCUGGGCGUUCUGGCUAUAGUCGCGGCGGUUCUAGCGUGGUUAUUCUGUGUAGUUAAAAAGAAGAGGCAGACUGAGGGGACGUACAGACCCAGCGCCGAGGAGCAGUCCGGUGCACGGAGCGUGGCCGCACCAGAUGCACUAAAGUUACCGAAGGAGGAAAGACUCAUCUGACAUUUGGUGCAACAUCUGUUAAAGCACACUGGGAGCAAAUGUGUGCACGGCAGAAACCCUGUGUGACCAGAAGUGAUCACUGACGGAGAACGUUUAGCAGAGGAUUUAACACAACAAAAUAUGAUGCAUUUCAUUUUUGACUUCAUCUCAAUAAGCUGUGAGCGGCUCCUAAAUGGAACUAUGAGGAAAAACAGCAGGACGGACACUACAACGAGCAGAUUAUACAGAAGGAUUCCAGCAUUUCAUUGGUACAAAUGUAAUAAGAACUGCAGUAUUUUAUCACCAGGAAUAAUUUUAGUGUAGUUUUUUUUUCUUCUUUCAGCUGCUGUUUACCAUGUGCCUGCACUUGCUUUAACUUUCUGAGACCCAGCAAUGUGUUUUUGUCCUCUGCAGGGGACAAAAGUUUGACGGGUUUACUUAAAAAAUGCUGUCUAUUGCAAAGGAUAUUCCAUUAAAGAAAGAAAGAAAGAAAGAACGAA
Molecule: messenger RNA, 1553 nt
Organism: Sphaeramia orbicularis (orbiculate cardinalfish)
Lineage: Eukaryota; Metazoa; Chordata; Actinopteri; Kurtiformes; Apogonidae
Gene: crb3a
Product: crumbs homolog 3a
Exons: 6
Coding region: 649-1074 (141 amino acids)
Source: RefSeq, a predicted model, not a curated record